Molecule: messenger RNA, 3627 nt
Organism: Pyricularia pennisetigena
Lineage: Eukaryota; Fungi; Ascomycota; Sordariomycetes; Magnaporthales; Pyriculariaceae
Exons: 2
Coding region: 1-3627 (1208 amino acids)
Molecular function (GO): RNA binding
Source: RefSeq, a predicted model, not a curated record
AUGUCGACUUCUAGAUCAGACCACCUGACAAUUAACAACUAUGCCCAGACUACAUCGGGCCAACAGCGGUCGUCCUCGCCCACGACAAGCACGUCUCCCAAUGAUCCAUUGGGAGCUCCCAUGAGGUCACCGUUUGGACUCUCGUCCAGCAAAAUGCAGGGAAUUUCGCGUUCCGGUAAUGGUUCUCCCUCGCACGACUUGAGUACCUCCAGCAGGUUAUACAAAAGUCGCGCCCGCGAGCUUCAGCAGCAGGAAGGCAUGAGUGGGUUGCCUAACCCUUGGGGUGGGCCACCCACCAGUGGCAACUCCACGCCUCUUCGUGAGAACAUACCCGAGUCCCCAACAGAUGGCUUCCCGGACUUUGCACAGCUUCCGACUUCGGACAGCCUCCCGCAACCGAGGCGAGCCCGCGCCGGAACCUUGCCCUCAAGGUUUUCCCCUGGCGGUGCCAGCAACGGGUUGUUGAACAUUCCGUCCUUGGCCGCUAAGACCUCGAGGCCAACGCCUACCCAGAGCCCCUUUAACAAGACUCCCUCACCAGGCCUGGAGCCCUCGGAGCCACAGCCUAGCUCUUCUACUCUUCUUUCCAGAUUGCGUGCAGGAUCAAUGCCACAACGCAGCCCAUUCGCACCCCAAAUCCCGGGGACAAGCUCACCUUUUGGCCCAUCCAUUUUCACUAGCUGGAACCCGACCGGCACUGGCCGCGAGCGUGGUGCGACUCUGGCUAGCAUCGCAAGCAUUGGUUCCAACGGCCCAGAUUCGCCUGCCCAAUCCGCCUUUUCUGCAGGUGGUGCAGGUGAGAAUGACGUCCACAUGCGUACCCUCGAUUAUCUAGGUCUGGCAGAGACCACACCGCAGCCUUCUAGGGCACAGCUUGCCACGCCGUACAUCCCAACCUUGGCAGACUUCACAAAGCAGGCAAACCGAUUCCGAUCUUACUCCGUCAACAACAAGGAUAAAUAUGCAGACGAGGAGGAGGAUGACUUUGACCCCGAAGAGCUUGCGGCAUAUGAGGCUCGCCUGGUUGCUGCCCAGCUCCAAGAUCAGCUUGCGGCGACCAACGCUGCGAUUCACAACCACAACCUUGCUGUGCAGCAGGCGUUUGCAAGCCAGGCUGCCGUCUCGCGGCCUCGUGCUAGAACUGCAGGUGUCCUGGAUGCUCCAUCACGGAUUAUGAGGGGCUUCUAUCCGACCCCAUCGCGCCUUGAUAAUGCUAUGAGCGCCGCAGACAUCAGGCUGACCGACGACAAGGACUUUGACGAUCUGCCACAAGCCGUUGCUGCACUCACUCUGGGAAGGUCUAGCAGCACAAACAAUGGCCUUCUCGGCGUGGAAGAGCAGGGUCUUGAGGGUCCUACGAGUGCUCUAUGGCUUGGUAGCAUCCCUACUUCUACGACGACGUCGACACUGACUGAGAUGUUCAAAUCAUACGGACCAAUUCUGUCUGCCAGAGUCCUUACCCACAAGAACUGUGGCUUCGUGAACUUUGAGCGUGUCGACAGCGCAAUCUCGGCCAAGUCCGGUAUGAACGGCAAAGAGAUAUUCCCUGGAGCAGGCCCCAUCCGCAUCAACUUUGCCAAGCCCCCUUCGGCUUCCAACACUCCCGGCCAUGACGGCGCAUUCCCUUCCCCGAGCCCCGACCCGUUCGCCAAGGGACAAGACGGGGCACAGGCCGGAAAGGCAGGUGGUGCCGGUAGUGACUCUUCUGCACCGCAACCUGGGAACGUGACUCCGACGGUGCCACCUCUGCGCGAGAUGGCCUCUGAUAUCGCAGCGAUUGUACAGCAGUUCGGUGCUACUGAUGAAGACACGUUCCGCAUCUCGCACAGCGUGCAGCGAGCUACCCAGUUCACCAACUUCGCCGACGAGAUCCCUCCGAUCAAGGAGCCUGGCCACACCCGUGUCCACGACGCACCCAAGCUGCGUGAUAUCCGCAAGAGAAUUGACAACCAGAGCUUGUCGAGCGCCGAGAUUGAGAGCAUUGCUGUCGACAUGCUACCUGAGAUUGCCGAGUUGUCAUCGGACUAUCUUGGUAAUACGGUUGUCCAGAAACUGUUCGAGCACUGCAACGAUGAGCUGCGAGACGCCAUGCUCGGUGAGAUUGCACCCCAUAUGGCCGAGAUUGGUGUACACAAAAAUGGCACCUGGGCCGCACAGAAGAUCAUCGACGUGUGUAAGACACCGAAACAGAUGAUGAUGAUUGUGGACCACCUUCGACCUUACACAGUGCCGCUCUUUUUGGAUCAGUAUGGAAACUACGUUCUACAGGGAUGCCUUAAGUUUGGAGCCCCGUACAACGACUUCAUCUUCGAGACUAUGCUCAGCAAGAUGUGGGAGAUCUCGCAGGGCCGGUACGGUGCUCGCGCCAUGCGGGCUUGUCUGGAAAGCCAUCACGCGACUAAAGAUCAGCAACGAAUGUUGGCGGCCACGAUCGCCCUUCACAGCGUGCAGUUGGCCACCAACGCUAACGGGGCUCUGCUCCUGACGUGGUUCCUGGAUACAUGCACGUUCCCUCAGCGGCGCACUGUUCUCUCACCGCAGCUGAUCCCCUACCUCGUCCACCUUUGCACGCACAAGGUUGCAUAUCUCACAGUUCUCAAGGUUAUCAACCAGAAGACUGAAGCCGACGCUAGGGACACAAUCCUCAAAGCGCUCUUCUUCACAAAGAACGAUCAGGUCUUGGAAGCCAUCCUCUCGGAUCAUGCUUGCGGCGCUACCUUGAUUUUCAAGGUCCUCACCACCCCGUUCUUUGAUGAGAACAUCCGGAAUCAGGUCGUUGAGAAUGUCAAGAACGUCCUUGUUCGAAUCAAAGCGCAGCCUUCGCAGGGCUACAAGCGUCUUAUGGAUGAGGUUGGCCUGUCUACUCGCAAUGGAGGGGUUUCACGGGAUCACAGCUCAAACAACGACCGUCCACGUCCCGGCUCUAGGCAGGCUAGCAUGAACUCGCACCACCGUGAGCAACAGCAGCAGCAGUCUCAGUCCCAGGCCCAACAGAAACAACAGUCGCCGGCACAAACCCAGCCCCAGCAGCAAGCUCAACAGACCCAAACUCCGCCCCAAUAUGGCGGAUCAAGCCAGUUCUUCAACCCGCUAAACUCGACUCCUGGUGCACAGGGCUUCGAGGCAGGCUUUGGCAUGGCCAGGAGCGACAGUGUUGAGCCGAACCUUCCGCAGCAGUUCCCUGCAUACGGAGCGCAGUCCCAGAUGUUCCCUGGAGCCAAUGGACCGAUGGGUGGCGCCGUGAACCUGCAGCAGUUGCAAUACCAGCAGAACCUGUUGUCCCGGGCCACUCCACCUAUGGGUAGCUAUUUCCCUUCUAUGCAGGCAGGCUAUCCAGGGUUCCCCAACCCUGCUUCCUCGAUGGACCAGUUCCGCGGCCAAGGUCUGGCCAACGGCAGCCCUAUCCAGCCGCCCAGUGCUCCCAUGGCGAUGCCAGGCGGCCAAAUGGGUCAAGUGCCAUUUGGUGGCCCACCUGGCUUUGGGAUGCCCGCUGCUGCCGGGGCGAUGCCGGACGGGUUUGCAUACGGAGGCGUGCCAAAUGUGACCUACAUGCAACAGGGUCAGGUCAACAACGCAAGGCGCGGACGUGUAAGCCCACAGAACUUGACCCAUGAUCGUUUGCAAUGA